Molecule: messenger RNA, 1068 nt
Organism: Pelagomonas calceolata
Lineage: Eukaryota; Pelagophyceae; Pelagomonadales; Pelagomonadaceae
Source: the annotation of a GenBank genome assembly
CAGGUUAUUGCGACGACUCGCCUGGGCAGUCAACCUGGAGGCGUUGCAAGAGGCUGUGCGAUCUCCUGAGUCGCAGCAACCAGCCUUGCAAGAGGCAGCAGCGGUUGCUAUCCUGCAGCAUUGCUGACCGACCCCUAGCUGCAAGUCAUGUCCGUCGUCGUGACGGGCGCGGCGGGAUUUUUAGGCAACCGGCUGGCGCAAAACCUGGCGAAGCGCGGGGCGCAAGUCGUACUCUGCGACCAAAUAGAACCGCCCGUCGUGCCGGCCGGCGGCCGCGCCCUCGUCGGCCCGCUCGAGGAGACGUUGGGAGCCGCGAUCGCGAGCGACACGCGGGCCGUCGUUCAUUUGGCGGCCGUCGUGAGCAGCGGCGCCGAGCGGGAUUUUGAUUUGGGCUACCGCGUGAACGUCGACGGUUUGAGGGGGACGCUCGAGGCCUGCCGCGCCAGGUGCGCGCAGCCGCCCAAGUUCGUCUUCGCGAGCUCGCUGGCGGUCUUCGGGGCCACGGACGCGGCCGACGACGCGACGCCGACGACGCCGCUCAACUCGUACGGCGCGCAGAAGGCCAUCGGCGAGCUGCUGGUCAACGACUACUCGCGGAAGGGCUUCGUCGACGGGCGGUCCGUCCGCCUGCCCACGAUUUCGAUCCGGCCCGGCGCGCCGAACGCGGCCGCCUCCGGCUUCGCGUCGUCGAUCCUCCGCGAGCCGCUGGCGGGCCAGAGGGCCGUGUGCCCCAUGGACCUCGACACGGACCUCUGGCUCGCGUCGCCGCGGAGCGCGCUGCGGUCGCUGGAGCACGCGCUGGACGUGGACGGCGCGGCCUUUGGCGACUACCGCUGCGUGAACGCGCCCGGCGUCACGGUGUCCGUCGAGGAGAUGCUGGCGGCGCUCGCGCGGCACGGCGGCGACCGGGGGCUCGUGGACUUCGUGCCCGACCCGGCCGUGGCGGCCAUCGUCGGCACGUGGCCGGCGCGCUUCGACACGUCCAAGGCCGCGGCCAUGGGCUUUCCGGACGCGUGUUCCAUCGACGCCAUGGUCCGCAGCCACAUCGAGGACGAGCUCAACUAACAA